AUGACAAGUGAUAAAAAAGACAAAGAGGGGGAAACGGAUGAAAGGGGGAACGAAGAGGAUGGGGGAAGGGUCAACACAGAUAAGGGGAAACCCAAAAUGAUAAAUACAAAAAGGAUAGCAAAAAUUCGCGCAGAUCAACGAGAUAAGAGGGGGUACCUCAUUGAGAAUGGUAAAAGUAAAAAAGGCAAAAAUGACUUUGCUUCUUCCAUGAACAGUAACAAAACAUAUGGUAGAGAAGAACAGGAGAGUGCCUUAUUUAAUAGCAUCCUAUUCAUGAAUUUGUCGAAUGAGCAAAUCAGAAUAGUACAAGUACCGUUGAACGUUAACUUAUGCAUAAUCGCAUGCCCAGGGUCAGGUAAAACCUCCACAUUAACAGCACGUAUUAUUAGAAGCAUUAUAGAAAGGAAAAAAUCAAUAGUCUGCAUUACGUUUACAAAUUAUGCUGCAAAUGAUUUAAAAGAUAAAAUAAUAAAAAAGGUUAACUGCUUAAUAGAUAUGUGUAUGAGUAGUGAUGUACAUUGUAAACUGCUAAACAAUGACAAGGAUGUAUAUUGGAAAAAAAGGUAUAGCAUGAACAAGCAAAAUCAUCAUAAAGGUAAAUUUAAAGUGUUGCAGUCUAUGAUGUUUAUAGGUACAAUUCACUCCUUUUGUAGAUAUUUACUUUUUAAAUAUAAAGGUAGCUUUAAAAUUUUAUCUGACUUUGUUCAUACAAAUAUAAUAAAAUUAGCUUUUAAUCAUUUCUACUCUGUUAUAAGGAAAAAAAGAAGUACACAAGGGGGUAAAUGCGAACAAGGUGUACCUGGUGGUGUAAAUACAACCAACUACGGUUCAUUCGAUAUGAAUAAUUUUUUUAACUGCAUGCAGAAGCAUUUUACAACAAAGGAGAAAAACGAAAUAGAGGAUGAAGAAAUGCAGCCAGGGAAGGAAGUAGAAGGGGAAGAAGAUAGUGGAGGGGAAAACGAUAUUGAUGCCUUAUCUGAAGAAAGGGAAGAGUUUUACAACUAUCUGUACAAUUUCAAAGAGUCUAAUGACGAUAUGGACUUUUUUGAAAAAGAAGAAGUGGCAAGUAUUUUAAAAAAAAAGCAUAUUCUAUUUUUAAAAAAAAAAAUUAAAUUAAUAAAAUAUAUAGAGUUAUACAAUAUUAAUAUAGAAAUAAAUCAAGAAGAGAGAAUGAUAUAUGAACAGUAUAAACAAAUUUUGUAUAAUGCUAAACAUGUAUAUUACGAUUUUGAUGAUUUAUUGAUAGAAGUAUAUCGAUUAAUGAAGGAUGAUGUACAUGCAAGAAAUAAAAUUUUAGAUGAAUGGAAAUAUGUUUUUUGUGAUGAAUUUCAAGAUAUUAACACAACUCAGUUUAACAUACUCCAGUUUUUUGCCAAUACUAAUCAUACUAAUAGUACUAAUCAUACUAAUAGUACUAAUCAUACUAAUAGUACUAAUCAUAGUAAUAGUACUAAUCAUACUAAUAGUACUAAUCACACUAAUAGUCCUAAUCAUAGCAAUAGUACUAAUCAUACUAAUAGUACUAAUCAUAGUAAUAAUUUCGAUUGUGUGUACUUAGCUAACAAAAAAAAAAAAAGAAUUACUGUGGAGGGAGAAUACAACUCGGAUAGCACACACAUGAAGGAGCAUUCUAAUAUGUUGGUGGCUAGAGAGAGUAGCAGGAUGACGGAUGAAAACGAUUCUAUGGGUGAACACAUGUUAAUUGUGAAAGAGAAAGAAGAAGGAAACUCAAAGAAGGAAGGCAUUAACGUAAUUACAUGCAUGCAGAGGGAAAAAAGUGAACACAUAACUGUGCACGGAAGUGGUGAAGUUGUGAGUGGGAAUAUCAAAGUGAUAGAUAGAAAUAGUAUUGCGACGAGUGGAAAUAGUAACUUUACGAAUGCAUAUGAUCAGCAGGAUAGAAGCCUUACCGUGAUAGGGGACGAUGACCAGGCCAUUUAUGCAUUUAGAGGAGCACAUAUAAAUGUUUUUAACAGAAUAUUAAAAGAGUGUAACUGUUUAUUAUAUAAAUUAGGAACAAACUUUAGAAGUACUAAAGAGAUAGUUAGGAUUUCAAGGAAUCUAAUAAUGCAUAAUGCACAUUGCAGAAUUGAAAAAGACUUGCAUACAAAUAACAUACAAGGACAAAGAGUGAAUUUCCAUGCUUUUAAAACGAAUAUUGAUCAGAUGGCUUAUAUUUUAGCACAAAUAAGUUUUUUAAAAAAAAAAUAUCAAUAUAAGUUCUCUGAUUUUGUUAUAUUAUCUCGAACGAAUAAAACUUUAAAGGAAACGCUUAGAGGGUUGAACAGUACUGAUGUUAAGAAAAGGGCUUUGAAAUAUUUUGUUGACAUGUGCAAGGGGGAGAGGGCAAAUCGCUCAAUGACUGGGGCGCGCGAGCAGGCAAAUGAUCUGAACAGAUGCAAAAAUGGAGGAAGUAAAAGCAGGAGUAGAGGCAGUGGUAGAAGCAGGAGUAGAAGUAGUAGCAGAAGCAGGAGUAGAAGUAGUGGCAGAAGCAGGAGUAGAAGUAGUGGCAGAAGCAGGAGUAGAAGUAGUGGUAGAAGCAGGAGUAGAAGUAGUGGUAGAAGCAGGAGUAGAAGUAGUGGUAGAAGCAGAACUAGACGCAGAACCGUACGCAGUGAACACAUUUCGAUGAACGGAGAAGAAGCUACCUGCAUAGACGAAAUAAAGUGGGACGAGGACGUAGACACUGAAAGCUUCCAUAUUCCACUGAAGGAGUUGAACAAAAAAAAAUUGUUUUUUGGUUCAAAAGAAAUAAUCGAAAUAAUAACUAUGUUAAGGUUUUUACUUAAUGUUGAUGAUAAUAUAAUAUUUAAGAAGACUUUCAAAAUUAUAAAAAAUGACAAAAUGGCAAAAUUGAUUGUUCGUAAGUUAACUAGUACUAAUAUUAUUCAAAUGAUAACAAAACAACAAAUACACAGGAAGAAAGAAAAAGAUAUAUCCUUAUUCUAUUGUGUUAAAAUGAUAACUGAUCUAUUUGUUCGUUCGAAGAGGAAUCAGUUGGACCAAGAGAACAUCCUCCUUUUGAGUGUCUUUUCCGAGAAGGAAAUAAAAAAUAUUGUCGAUUUUUUUUUUUGCAUAAAUUAUUUUAUCAAAUUUGCUUCUGAAAUUAACUCUGUGUACAAUUUGAUCAUUGAAAUGUUGAAAAAAACGAAUUUUAUAAAAAGAAUAAUGAUUAAAAUUGAAAAGAGAAAUAAUAAGCGAAACGCAAUAGACAAUUAUGCUUUUCAGCGGAAAACAUCCGAAGAGAGGGAGGUACUGAUAGGUGGAAGCUUAGCGACUAUUUUUGGAAAUAGUGCAUCAACAAGUCUACACUCUAAUACACAGCAUUGCCUGCACGCUAACAAACAGAAUUACAAUUAUGAUGCAACCUUAUCUAACAACAUUUCGAGCACAGGGAAAAAGGCAGAAAAGGAGAAUCUUCCAUUAAAUGGAGAGGGAAAAGCAGAUAUAGGGAAGAGUGCAUCAAAGGAAGAGAUGAGUGUUGAGACAAAAAAAAUGCUAAAGGGUGCAACGAAGGAAGAGAUAUACAAUGAAACAAAAAAAAAGUCAAAUGAUGAAGAGCAAGAAGACAUAUGCAACGUGAACAGUAUAAAUGAACUUAAAAUAAAGAAUGACCUUAGAAAUUUAUUUGAUGUGGGAGAUGCAGAUAUAAACAACAGUGAAAUACAAAACAUAUUUAUUUUAUUAGAAAUGACCAUACCAUAUAAACCUAGUCUACUAAAGCAGACAUGUUCAGACUGUUUAGGAUGUUUUUUAAACGAUUUUAAAAAUAAUAUUCAUGAGAAAAUGCUAAUAGAAAAGGUUACCGUAACUACUGUUCACAAAUCGAAAGGACUGGAAUGGAAAGUUGUCUUUAUCAUAAACGUCAUUGAAGGUGAAAUACCUCAACUAGUUGAAAACACACAGGAGAUAAUAGAGGAGAGGAAAAUAUUCUAUGUAGGCAUUACGCGCGCUAAGUAUUUGCUCUAUUUGCUCUGCUACUUGCAAAACGCGAAUAGCUCGGAAAAAAAUACUGUAUCGAGGUUUAUCAGCCAAAUGGACAUUUGA
Molecule: messenger RNA, 4047 nt
Organism: Plasmodium malariae
Lineage: Eukaryota; Apicomplexa; Aconoidasida; Haemosporida; Plasmodiidae
Gene: UvrD
Product: ATP-dependent DNA helicase UvrD, putative
Exons: 1
Coding region: 1-4047 (1348 amino acids)
Biological process (GO): recombinational repair
Cellular component (GO): nucleus
Molecular function (GO): DNA binding; 3'-5' DNA helicase activity; hydrolase activity
Source: RefSeq, a predicted model, not a curated record